AAAUAUAUCUCUAAAAAAUGCCACGUUUAAAGUGUACAGCUCAGUGGUUUUAGUAUAUUCACAGAUGUGUGUCAUCAUUGCCACAGUUAAUUUUAGAACAUUUAGAGCCUCAAAAAUGUACCCUUACCCUUUAGUUAUCCCUCUUGAUGUUUUCAUUCCCUCCUUCCUCUGCUAAUCUAUGUUGUGUCUGUGGGUUUACUUAUACUGGACGUCUCAUUAAAGAGAAGUAUCUAUCAAUAUGAAAUAUCCUUCUGACUGGCUGUUUCACUUUGUAUAACGUUUUCAGGGCUCACCCUUGCUGCGGCAUGUCUCAGUGUGUCACUUCUUCUAUGGCCGAAGAGUACUGCAUUGUCUGGUGGUCACACACUUUGCUUACCCCUCCGUCAGUUGAUGGACAUUGGGGUAGUUUCCACUUUUUGGCUAUUGUGAAUAAUGCUCCCAUUCACAUUUGUGCACAAGUGCUUGUGUGAACAUCUGCUUUCAUUCUCUUGGGCGUAUACCCAGGAGAGGAAUUGCUAGGUCAAAUAGUAACUGUAUUUUGAACCACUUGGGGAACUGCCAGACUGUUUUCCGACAGGGCUCCCUAUUUUAUUUUGCCCAAACAUGGAAGACUUGCCAUCAUUUAAGGGUAGGUACCUACCCUUACUGUGGGUGAAUGUUUGUAUUAAUAUUUUUUGUAAGUCUUAUUCAGUUGUCUAAUGUUCAUGGAUAGAUAAUUUUUUUGUUUAUCAUUGUUUUUUAUAUAAAAGGUUUUAACUAAACCAUUAUUUGUAUGGUGGUAGGUACCUUUAGGUUACAAGAUGAUUUAUUGGAAGAAAGAACAAAAUGCUAUUUUCAUGAAAUUUUAAGUUACAUGAUAACUAUAUUAGAAUAGCUAUACACAUAUAAGGUUUAUAAGUAAAUAGUCCCAUACUGGAGAUCUAGGUACAAUAAUUUUGUUUGUUUGUUUUUUAUAAAUAGAUAUAAUCAUAAAAUUCCAGGCACGGUGUUCUAAAAACAUGGAGUAGUGGCGUGUUCUUAAUCCUUCAUUUAGUGACAGAUCUCAUGGGAAAAUUCUUAAAAUUACUUUGCCAGUGAAAUUGCAAACAUCCUAAUUUGAGCACAUGUAAAUAUCAGUGGAAGGAGCUUUGGAUCAGGUCAGACUUUUGGUUUUUUGUUCUAUGUCUGGUAGUUAUUCAUGGUAAGGCUUUGGGCAAGUCCCCUAACGUUCUUUAUUUCAGUUCCCAAAUUAGCAUAGUAAAACCUGAGAUAAUUCACAUUAUCAUCACAUAGAAUGAGAGUGGUUAAGUGUGACAUACACAGACCACAGGAAGUUAGUCAUUUGUGCAUCUUGGGCAACCUUGCAGUCUUCUUAGGCAAAAUAUCUAUGUUCCUUGGUCUUUGCCUUUGUUGGGUCUUCCCCUUCUCACCCCACCCAUUUGUCAUAAUUGCUUUCUGUCCUUCCCUGGUGUUCUUUUGACAGCAGACUUUCAAAAUUAAGGGUCACUUUCGAAGGUCAAGUUGGUCAGGGAGGAGUCCCUGGGAUGCCACCGCCACUGUUGCAAUGUAGCCCUGUCACCUUCCGGGAGCUCUUCAUGUUAGAACACAGAGUUCGUCAUGUGUCGUUCAGUGGCGGUAACCUUGUAGCUGUCAGAAAAUGGCAGUUUGCUCUGAUUCCUGGCCGCUUUGUGGAAGCCGUGGAGCCGCUUGACUGGGCAUCUUAAUGGUUUCUGUUUGAUAAGCUGUCUGCCCCCUCCCCACAGCUGACAUUCGGGUGAGUUCAAGGCCCUAAUCCAGUAGUACAGUGGAACUCACACCACCCUGAGCUCGGAAAGAUGGUGUCACAGUCUACAGGCCGACACGAUUCUCCAGUGGACUCAUGGGACAGGGACAACAAUGACCCUGGUGACACUGAUGUUUCCCCCAGCCUCCUGGACACUGACCAGCCUCCUUGCCACUCAGACGUCAGAUUCAUAAGGCACAAAGCUGCCUGGAUUAACCCCCAGUGUGAGCAGCAACAGUCUCAGGAUUCGCCCCCUCGGGUGCCAACAGUGAGGAAGAGUGGGAACCACUUUGGAGAGGACACCGCCUUGCCCCUCAACCCCUCACCAUUGUUUCUCGGGGACUCCAUGGUGGAGACAUCACUGUCAAAGGAUACUGCAGACUCUGCCCAGGGCUCAGGGGACAAGAGCAGCGACCUCUCUUUUACCUCAGCGGAAGAGCAGGCGGAGUUCCUAGGACACUCUCCUCGGAUGUCUUUGUUGACAAGCUCCUCUCCUUGUCCUGAAGUGGACCGUGCUUUUCUGCAGCCUUCCCAACUGACAGCUUCCACGGAUGAAGGUGCCGUUCAAGUCAGCAGAAGAACCACUUCUUUGAAUUCCUUCUCUCCGGAGGCAUUCCUGCUCCCUGUCGAUGUUGAAAAGGAAAAUGCCCACUUCUAUGUUGCAGAUAUGAUUAUAGCAGCAAUGGAGAAAAUUAAGUGUACGAUCCUGAGUCAACAGCACACAGAGCCUUGGGGUGUGGAAGAAGCCAGUGGGGUGCUCGGGAAUGACCAAGCUGACUCCGAAGUCACGUUUUAUACCAACACAAAGCAAGAAUCUGGGUCUUCCAAUUCUUCUGACAGCGGCUAUGAAGGUUAUGCUGUGUUACAGGGCAGCCCAGUGGCCGGAACGCCCACGCACUCUGAUGUGCUGAAAGAAGCCUGUAAAUGUGACUUUGAGGACUUUGUUAUCAUAGAACUUGGUGAGUUUAGCAAUAUCACAGAAACCUGUGGGUGUUCCUGCAGCUCCUCAAAGAGUGUCAUUUAUGAGCCAGACUUCAAUUCUGCUGAGCUAAUAGCCAAGGAGCUGUACCGAGCAUUCCAGAAGAGCUGGUUGUUGUCAGACGUUAAUCAGCAGCCUGCAGGCCCUCUAAAUGCAGCUGGCUCGGUAGUAGUGAAUGAAGAGCGCGUCCGGAAAGACUUUGAAUCCAGUGUGGACGUCGUUCAGGAAAUUACCCUUAAGUCGAGGAUCCGAGGGGCUGAAGACUGGGAGCCCCCCAGAUUUCAAAUCGUAGUUAAUGUUCACCCAUCACUGAAGAAGGAACUCGUGGUAGCAACCCAGAAUUUUUUGUGUGCUGGCUGUGGAACUCCAAUAGAACCUAAGUUUGUGAAGCGGCUCCGGUACUGUGACUACCUGGGCAAGUACUUCUGUGACUGCUGCCACGUCUACGCAGAGAGCUGCAUCCCUGCGCGGAUCCUGACCACGUGGGACUUCAGGAAGUACUACGUCAGCAAUUUCUCCAAACGGCUGCUGGACGGUCUAGGGCCCCAGCCUGUUUUCAAUUUGCUGAGCAUCGGCCACGGCCUGUAUGCCAAGGUCAAGGAACUGGACAGAGUGAGGGAAACCCGGGAACAACUUUUUCAUAUCAAGAAGCUGUUGAAGACCUGCAGAUUUGCUGAAAGCGCGCUAAAGGAGUUCGAGCAGGUGCCGAGGCACCUGACUGAUGAGCUCCACCUGUUCUCCCUGGAGGAUCUGGUCAGGGUCAAGAAACGGCUGCUGGUGCCCUUGCUCAAGGACAUUCUAAAAGCUUCCCUCGCGCAUGUGGCCAGCUGUGAGCUGUGUCAAGGAAAGGGCUUCAUCUGUGAAUUUUGCCAGAGUACAGCCGUCAUCUUCCCCUUUCAGACUGAGACGUGUAGAAGAUGUGCAGGGUGCAGAGCGUGCUUUCACAAGCAGUGUUUCCGGUCCUCCGAGUGCCCCCGGUGCGCGCGGAUCACAGCUCGGAGGAGACUUUGGCAAAGUUUACCUUCUGCAGCAACAUGAUGCCUGAGUAUUUUGGGAAAGACUGUUCAACAUGCCUUAGAACACCGAUUCCUGUCUAUCAUUGAUCAGAUUGUUGCAGAUGUUGAGUACUGUAUAUUAAGGGAAAAAAGUGGCCAAUAUUGUUUUUUAUUAUAUAUAUUUAAUGUUUUAAAAAGAAUGCACUUUUUUGGGUUAUUAAGCAUAGGUUUAUUACUGGUGGUUUUGUUUACAAAUGUUCAGUGUUUUUGCUGCUGCUGUUUUUUUUUUUAUGAGUUUUUUUAUUCUUCAAUCGUAUUUGAGCGGUUGUAUGUAGCUGAUAUUGGAGCCUAUUUUUGUAUGAAUUGUAACUGACAAGACAAAUGACUCCGUUUGUCUUUCUCUCAAGCUUAUUUUGUGGAAUGGAUUGGUACUCUCAGUGAACAAAAAUGCAGCCAACAAUCUGUCUACUCCCGGGUUUUUUCCCACUUAAGUGCCGUUUCGUAAUUAUAUCCGUUUUGUAAUCGUGUUCUAGAUUUUCCUUACUCUAGGGUGGGUAGAGAGAGUACACGUUACUUCCGCAGGUGCACCCAUUUCAAGACGAGCUGGAGUUGCUCAGCGGUGCCUGGAGCUGCUGUCUGAAGCAGGCACCUGUAUGUCGCGCCCUUAGAGAUGCACAGACCUGCGCGGCACUUGUCAUCUCUCUUCCGCACACUGAGUCAGGGGUGCGCGGCUGGGUAGAACUUCAUCCCUGCCCUUUAGGAUUUUGUCUCAUCAGUAUAAAACUGAACAUAAGGUAUUUACAGACUUAAAUCGUGGGAAACUACUGUUAAUGAACAAUGUGAUUUUAGUAAUAAUAAAAUCAUAGACAUCAAUUAAAAAGGCGAGGCAAAUCGCUAAA
This is a messenger RNA of Mustela erminea (ermine), 4635 nucleotides long. It is a transcript of the gene RUBCNL, whose product is annotated as rubicon like autophagy enhancer. Gene Ontology annotation, molecular function: phosphatidylinositol phosphate binding. The transcript is spliced from 14 exons. Lineage: Eukaryota; Metazoa; Chordata; Mammalia; Carnivora; Mustelidae. Gene Ontology annotation, biological process: autophagosome-lysosome fusion; autophagosome maturation; autophagosome-endosome fusion. The record is from RefSeq and is a predicted model, not a curated record. The coding region runs from base 1815 to 3779 and encodes 654 amino acids. Gene Ontology annotation, cellular component: intracellular membrane-bounded organelle; autophagosome membrane.